GACCCAUAAUUCGGGUCCGAAAGAUGUCUAUUGUGCUUAAAAGGUGUGAGGGAGCUUGCCAUACAGACAGUGUCAGUGUUCAGCUCAACGGGAUGGCGAGCUCAUCCUUUCCAUCGUCUAUGCAGGCUCAAGAGUAUGAUCCGGCUCAACAUUCGUCCUCGGCUGACCCUUCUGGGACGGUCUCGCCGGCUUCUCUCACUGGGCUGACUGGGAUAGAGUCGGCGACAGGUUUGAACACUGAAAAGCUAGGAGAGACCAGUCGACCACAACGGACGACACGCGGACAGCAGAAUAUGGUCGGUGCAGAUUCAGAUCAGUCGAAAAAGUCUGUGUCUAUGGACGAUGCGAACGCUGUGGCCUCGGGAAGCGGGAGUAGGUCCUCUCAUUCGACAUCGACAAAGCGAUCUGCGAAAGCAGCUGCCAGAAAGGAAGCUGCACACCUGCAAUCCCAGGAUGAUCUGAACGAGUUCUUGGAAGAGUUUUGGACGAAGCAAAUAACAUUGAUGGAAGAGGAGGACGUUAGCGCGGGCUAUGCUCUGCCUUUGGCGAGGAUAAAAAAAGUCAUGAAGAGUGAUGAGGAUGUCAAGAUGAUCUCGGCAGAAGUACCUAUCAUGUUUUCAAAGGCAUGUGAGAUAUUCAUCGCGGAACUCACUUGUCGCGCUUGGCUCGUUGCGGAAUCACAAAAACGACGAACACUGCAAAAGUCAGACGUGGCCGCUGCGAUAGCUUGCUCAGACAUGUUCGACUUCUUGAUCGAUAUUGUUCCUCGGGACGACGUUGAAGGGGCAGGAGGCGGCACAGGUGGAGCGGGCACGACCGGUACAGCCAACGGAGCAGAUGAGGGCGAUGAUGGCGACGACGGUGGCGGCGAGGACGAGGAUGAGUUGUUGUAAAGGGGCUCAUCGUCAGGCUUCUCUUUGCACCAGUCAGU
Messenger RNA from Kockovaella imperatae, 931 nucleotides. Its product is annotated as histone-fold-containing protein. Gene Ontology annotation, cellular component: CCAAT-binding factor complex; nucleus. Gene Ontology annotation, molecular function: protein heterodimerization activity; DNA-binding transcription activator activity, RNA polymerase II-specific. Gene Ontology annotation, biological process: regulation of DNA-templated transcription. Bases 24 to 893 code for a protein of 289 amino acids. The transcript is spliced from 3 exons. Lineage: Eukaryota; Fungi; Basidiomycota; Tremellomycetes; Tremellales; Cuniculitremaceae. The record is from RefSeq and is a predicted model, not a curated record.